Macadamia integrifolia is the source of this 1865-nucleotide messenger RNA. Its product is annotated as aluminum-activated malate transporter 8. The transcript has 6 exons. The coding region runs from base 230 to 1750 and encodes 506 amino acids. The record is from RefSeq and is a predicted model, not a curated record. Gene Ontology annotation, biological process: malate transport. Gene Ontology annotation, cellular component: plant-type vacuole membrane. Lineage: Eukaryota; Viridiplantae; Streptophyta; Magnoliopsida; Proteales; Proteaceae.
CCUCACCAUUGUUCAUCCCAAGCUUCAUUGCUCUCCUUUGAUCCUUCCUCUUCUCAACCCAUCAACAUUUCUCUUCUCUCUCUCUCUCUCUCUCUCUCUCUGCAUAAUCCAUAUCAUACUACUUGGAAGGAAAAAAGAAGCAAAACCAAACAAAAAGCUUGUCUUCAUCAAAUUCCCAUUUCUCUCUUUUGCAUCAGUGAAUGCAAACUUGCCUUCCCUCACUACAGAAAUGGAGAUUGGAUCAUCAAGCCAUGAGAAGGUCGAGCUUUUCGGCCGUGGGUGGUGGUGGCUCAAGGCCUUGGCUAUGCAGCCUGCUGAGAAGCUCAAGGCUAUGAUAGUUGGGGUGGUGCAGAAGAUAAUAGAGGUAGGAAAAGAUGACCCAAGAAGGGUCAUCCACUCUCUCAAGGUGGGCAUUGCCCUUACCUUGGUUUCACUCAUCUACUACUUUAGGCCCCUCUAUGAUGGAUUUGGAGCUGCAGGCAUGUGGGCAGUCUUAACUGUGGUGGUUGUCUUUGAAUUCACUGUUGGUGCAACCUUGGGUAAAGGUCUAAACAGAGUAUUUGCAACAUUACUAGCUGGUGCCCUUGGUGUAGGAGCCCAUCAAUUAGCAAGUCUUUGUGGACACAAAGGAGAACCCAUAAUACUUGGCCUCUCUACCUUCUUACUAGCGGCAGCAUCGACAUUUUCGCGAUUUUUUCCAAGAAUCAAGCAAAGAUAUGACUAUGGGGUGGUGAUAUUCAUAUUAACAUUCAGCUUGGUAUCGGUAUCAGGUUAUCGAGUAGAUAAGAUCAUAGAAUUGGCUCAUCAGAGGCUAUCAACAAUCAUCAUUGGAGGUCUUACCUGUGUGACUGUGUCCAUUUUCAUCUGCCCAGUGUGGGCUGGUGAAGAUCUUCACCACAUGGUUGCACAGAACAUGGAAAAGAUUGCCUGUUUCCUAGAAGGAUUUGGGGAAGAGUAUUUUAGCAGAAGCCCUGAAGAUGGAGACAACCCUGUGAUUCCUAAGAACCAAAAGCCAUUCCUUGAGGCAUAUAAAAGUGUUCUUAAUUCAAAAGCCACUGAAGAAUCCUUGGUUAAUUUUGCAAGGUGGGAACCAGGUCAUGGCCGUUUUAGGUUCCGUCAUCCAUGGAAACAUUAUCUGCUAAUUGGAACUUUAAAUCGACAAUGCGCUUACCUUGUUGAAGCUCUUAAUGGUUGCAUCAACUCCAAGAUCCAAGCACCAUCUGAAUUCCAAAAUAAAAUUCAAAAGGCAUGUACAGAUAUGAGCUUGGAAUGUGGGAAAGCUUUGAAGGAAUUAGCCUUAGCAAUGACAGAGAUGAGGCAACCUUACUUAGCUGAUCCCUUGGUUGAAAGUGCAAAUAAUGCAGCCAGUGAUCUCAAGGCCACACUCAAAACUGCAUUCUUAGAGAAUUCUGAUCUCUUAGCAAUAAUGCCAGGGGCCACAGUUGCUUCACUACUGGUUGAGAUAGUCCAUUGCACAGAGAAGAUUACAGAGUCAGUCCAUGAACUUGCCAACCUAGCUCAUUUCAAGAAAUUAGACCCGACAAAUACACCCGAGAAACCGCAUUUACUUCACCGGGGAACCAUAAAACCGGUUUCGGGUGAUGAGAGCCCUCAUGUUGUGAUCAUAAUACCCGACCCGCCUGCAACUAUGACUGAUAUUGCUAAUCCUACUGAUCAUGAAUGUGUAAAUAAAAUUACUAACAUACAAACAACACAAGAAACUCAAAAUUGUAUUAUUAUUAAAAGUUAGUCAUUUGAGCUUUAGCUUUAAAAUAAUGUGAAAUUUGUAAAGGAAAGUGGCUGUAUUCUUUAUAUCUCUGUAUUCUUUCUUUUUCAGUUAAUGAAGCAACUCUCCUUUUUUUUUU